AUGAUUAUAGAAGAGACAGAACGGGAAAAGAACGAAACAGAGCGGCAAAUAGACAGUGAGAAUGGGAGUAGAGUGGAAAAGGAGGGGUGCGUAAAAAUAAAAGAGGGUGAUAAAGAAGGGUGUUCUGAGAGCGUAGAGGAGGGCCAUGGCGAGAAGAGCAAGGAUCAUAACAAUGGAGAGUGUGUAAAAGAGGAAAACGGUGAAAAGAGUGGCAAAAUGAAUGGCGAAGUACAGGGGGGUGCUAAACAGGUAAAUGUACAGAUUAAACCCGAGAGUGCGAGUACAUCUUCAAUAUUUGACAGACCUGCUCAGCCCGUGCACAAGGGAAGCGAAUUUCUAAAGGAGCGGAGCGAUGCACUGUUUAUUGAAAAGGAAGGAUCUGACGUGUUGAACAAAACGGGAAGUACGGCAGAUACAGAAGAGGAUGGCAAGAUAGUUAUUUUCAAGGCGUCUUGUCAGUUGUUCAUGUUCUCAGAGAAGACGGGAGCGAUAGAGCAGAGGGGUGAGGGACCCAUUUACAUAAAAAAGGUUGAGAAGCGCAAUUUGUUCAAGCUGGCAAUGGUAAGGGAGAAGAUUUACAAACUGGGCUGCAACCAUUUCAUAUUUCCGAUCGGUAAGCUGCACAGGCAUAAGACGAGUGCUAACACGUUUAUAUGGCUUACCAAGAGCGAUAAGUGCGAUGAUGAUGCAAAGAGCGAGGAGAGAACGUUUGUUGUUAAGUUUGGGAAUGGAGAAGAGGCGGUACGGUUUGAGGAUAGGUAUGAAUAUGCGAUGGAUGAGAAUGUUAAAAUGUUGAAGAGUAUGAAGAAGUAAGCGGUACGUUU
Messenger RNA from Vavraia culicis subsp. floridensis, 824 nucleotides. RefSeq lists its product as uncharacterized. The coding region runs from base 1 to 813 and encodes 270 amino acids. Gene Ontology annotation, molecular function: GTPase activator activity. Lineage: Eukaryota; Fungi; Microsporidia; Pleistophoridae. The record is from RefSeq and is a predicted model, not a curated record. The transcript has a single exon. Gene Ontology annotation, cellular component: nuclear pore; cytoplasm. Gene Ontology annotation, biological process: intracellular transport.